Molecule: messenger RNA, 5052 nt
Organism: Cladophialophora immunda
Lineage: Eukaryota; Fungi; Ascomycota; Eurotiomycetes; Chaetothyriales; Herpotrichiellaceae
Exons: 2
Coding region: 203-4804 (1533 amino acids)
Biological process (GO): mitotic sister chromatid cohesion; DNA repair
Cellular component (GO): nucleus; chromatin
Source: RefSeq, a predicted model, not a curated record
ACCACUACUAACACCACCACCUCCUACUUCCUCAACCAGUGCAGUCUGCCCGCCUCAGAUCAGAUCACUCGGCCUAUCAAUCGAAAUCCUCGUCGCCUACUACCGCUAUUCUCUGCCUGUGAGCACUCUCCAAUAAAACAGCCCUAUCCUAGUCGCCCUCCCCCAAACAUGACGAUCGGCCCGUGACACCCCUCUUUGCAACAUGCCCACUCGGCUUCGCAAUGCCGCCGCCGCAGAGGCUGCGCAGACUCCCCAUCGAUACGAUAUACCGGGCCUUCAGUUCGACGACUCUCUGACAUGGCGCGCCGGCAAACCGAUUGCCGUGGGAGACCUUCUUACGCGACUCCAGAAACUCGCCGGUCAGCUGCGAAAUUACGAUCUUGACCAGGUCGACUCGCGUGCCUUUACCACUCUUGCGCAGGACCUGGCAAACCCAAAUCUUCUCGGUCACAAGGACAAAGGUGUGAGAGCCUGGACUGUCUCCUGUGUUGUGGAUGUUCUCAAGAUCUGCGCCCCGGAUGCGCCGUUCGUCGAGGCGCAGUUAAAGGACAUUUUCACGGUUAUUAUCAAUUCUAUUCUACCUGCGCUUGCGGAUCCAACCAAUGCGUACAAUGCGCAACAUGUCUACAUCCUCAUCUCCCUGGCCGAGUCGCAAAGCAUCUUGCUGGUGACUGACAUUCCUAACCACGAAAACUUAAUCACGUCGCUCUUCACCACGGCAUUUGAUAUUGUCGCCAGCUCUGGAAAUAAUGCUUCGGGCGUGGAGGUUUCAAAGAGCGUGGAAUACCACCUGAAGAAUCUUCUGGCUGCAGUCGUCGACGAGGUAACUCUCCCUCAGGACGUCACGGACAUUAUCAUUUCCCAGUUCAUGCGCGUGGACGCCCGAAAUGUCCAGGACCAUGGAGCCAAAGGCAAGAAACGGGAUCCUCAGGACACCAAGCAAGGGACGUUGCUCCUCAAAGACUACCCUCCAGCCUACAACAUGGCCAAGUCGCUCUGCACUACCUGUCCUGAGAAAAUGACUGCCCAGAUCACCCAGUAUUUCGGGACUGUGAUUGUUGAUGCCGCUAGUGCCAAUGGCGUUCCUCUGCCUUCUCACGGACGUACUGCUUCAGAUGCCGACGGCGACGAUGAAGAGAGAGAAGGCCUGGCUGAUUUGCGAAAAGCCCAUCGUUUACUUCGAGAGCUGUGGCGCGCGUGCCCAGAUGUCCUCCUGAAUGUCAUCCCUCAUAUUGAGGCAGAAUUCUCCGCGGAUUCCGCCUCCCUCCGUCGAAUGGCAACCGAAACCGUUGGAGACAUUACAGCUGGGAUUGGCAUUGCUGGACUUCCUCCGUCCGUACCCCUCGAUCCCGCUGCUUAUCCCUUACCCUCCGUCGAUUCUCCAGGAGAGCUCAUAUCGCAAACGACAAAUCCCCUGUUGACCCCGGCCUCUCCCAAACCAUUCAUGGCGGUCCACGCCUCGGCGUAUCAGUCCUUCCUCGGCCGUCGGAAUGAUAAGUCAUAUGCUGUUCGCGAAGCAUGGGCUAAUGCAGCUGCUCGAAUCUUGCGCACCUCGGCUGGAGGUAUCGGAUUGGAUCCUCAAGAGCUUGGGGGUUUGCUUGCCGGCUUCGCUCAGAUGCUUCGCGAUCCGGAAGAGCAUGUUCGCUUAGUGGCUAUUCGCUCCAUUGAUGCCUUCCCCUAUGGGAGUAUGAUCAAUAUUCUGGGUGCAGAUGGCGGCUUAGCGAAGCAGCAGACCGUGUUUUCUUCGUUGGCUGAACGUGUUAUUGAUCGAAAGCAUCACGUCAGAGAGGCAGCGAUUGAAUUGCUCGGUCGGAUCUGGGGUGUCGCCUCCAGCGAUAUCGAGUCGGGCAAUGAAGUCGUCAAAAGCAGCAUUGGAGACAUCCCCAACCGUAUAUUUGGCGCUUACUUCACCAACGAACCGCACGUCCACGCUGUGAUUGACAGAGUUCUGUAUGAAAGUUUGUUGCCGCUCUCCUUUCCACCGUCAAAAGUCACAGGGUCCCGCACAGAGGGUCAAAAACAGCGAGGCCGAGACAAAGAGGGUGGUCCUCAAGAAGAAUCAGUGUUCGAUCCUGAUGCGGUCAGGGCCCGUCGCAUCCUGACACUCGUCCACAGCUUGGACACCAGACCGCGCGCGGUUUUUUUCAGCCUUCAAAACCGACAGGUGCAAAUGAGCAAAGGUAUGAGGGUUUUCCUGGAGGCCUGUGAGGAAUACAAUGGAGGCGUUCUGGAAGACGACUCGUUAGAGGCAACACUUGAGGCCCGUCUCACCCGCAUGAUCGAGCAGCUCUCAAAAAGCUUCCCCGAACCCUCCGAGGUUUCCAAUGACCUGUGGAAGUUUGCAAAGCAACACAACCGUCGUUGGUAUCAGUUGAUACGAUUUGCCACUGGUGCUGAGCAUGAUUAUCGCACAGUUACCAAGGCCAUCAAAGAGCUCGCCAAACGCAUACGCGAAAGUUCGGGGAGCGUGCAAUCACUCAUUGAUACGAUUCAACAGCUUUUAUACCGGUGUGCACUGCUCGCCUAUAAUCGGAGUCAUGUCCCAACGAUCAUGGCUAUAACGCGAACCGACGAGGGUGGCUUGGGCGAGGUGGCUCACGAGGUCUUAAAGGAAAUCUCUGCUCGAAACCCAGAAGUUCUCAAAUACCACAUCCAGGCGUUGUGCAAAGAGCUUGAGGAGGAGGCACCAUCAGGUGCAAAAUCCGAGCAAGAUGGUGCCCCUGACACUCUCAAGGCAUGUGCGGCAUUCGCUCGAAAAUAUCCCUCAGAGAUGCCCAAGGACCGCAAGUUCCUGACUGCGUUAGCACAAUUUGCGUUGUUCUCGAAAUCCCCACGGGCAGCGAAACACGCCGUGUCCAUCAUCAUGAUGGCGGCUGACAAGAAGGAAAUGUAUGCAAAAGACCUGCUGUCAAAGGCGCUGGCAGGUGUUGAGUCCAACGAUCCUCAUUUCCUCGCCCGCCUCGCCACGGUAGCGCAGGUCUGUCUCCUCGCACCCGCCGCGGCAAAUGUCGACUCGGAUGCCAUUCAGAAGCUUGCCCUCUCGGAUAUCUUACUUAAAAACCAGUCGCCUAGCACGAAGAAUGACCCGAGUGCUUGGGAUGAGAGAGCAGAUGACGAGACUAGGGCCAAAGAAUUGGCGCUCAGGAUUCUCGUCAAUCGUUGCCGUGCCCAGGACGAAUCCAUGGAUACCGACGAGUCUGCGGCACUGGCCAAGCAGAUAGCCAGGCAUCUUAUCGCUUUGAUCAAGAAUGAAGGAGAAAUAACGCCUUCGAAAGAUACGCCCCCUGCACAGAAGAACAGGCUCAGGCUCACGGCUGCGCAUCUAAUAUUGAAGCUCUGCAGCCACAAGAGAAAGUUCGAAGACUUGAUUGACCCUCAGGCAUUCAUUUCGAUCGUGAUGAUUAUAAUUCAUCCGCCCAAUCCGGUGCGUGCUGGGUUUGUCAACUCACUGAAGAAGUACCUAGGCCUCAACCACUUGGCUCAUAGGUGGUUCACGGCCCUCUUCCUCCUAGCGUUUGAGCCAGACAUGGAAUUGCGGACAUCGACCGUUACGUGGAUUCGAGCGCGUGUACAAUUCUUCGCUCGGCAGCAGCUUCAAGUAAGUUCGUCGGACAAGAAAAUGCAUCAAAAUGUUAUGGAGUCGACGUUUGCACGUCUGCUCAGUUUACUGGUUCAUCAUCCAGAUUUUCCGACACAGGACAGCGACGACUUUGAUGGAGAUUUGCUGGAUUUUGCCAAAUAUAUCGUUUUCUAUCUUUGGACUGUUGCCACGGAGGACAACCUCUCGUUGAUAUUCCACAUUGCACAGCGUGUAAAGGGUGCCAGAGACGCUGUCGUUGGUACGGAUGAUGCAAGUGAGCGAUUGUAUAUUCUUAGCGAUCUGUCUCAAGCGGUCAUUCGGAAUUACGCAGACAUUAUGCCAGCGCAUGCAAAGGGGGCCAACCUGCUACAGACUUGGCCCGGCAAAGUCAGCCUUCCCCGGAAUUUGUUCAAAGCACUUCCCAGUCACGAAGCGGCGCAGGAAAUCGCCGAGAGGAAUUAUCUGCCAGAGGAUGUUGCUGUUGGACUGGAGAAGAUGAUUCGGACCUACAUCAAGGAGUUGAAGAACGCCAGCCAACCAGCUAAACGGGCAGCCGUUGCCGAGAGGAAGCGCAAGAGCGACGCCGCGAGGCUCGACGAGGGAGCAGAUGAUGGAGAAGGGCGAAAGAAAGCGGUAAAGAAACCGAAGAAGAGCACUCUUGCCAUUCGCAAGACACCCAAACCGAGGCGCAAGAGUUCCGAGCCCGGUAGCAGUCCAGCCUUGCCAUCACGAAAGAGCAAUCGGGCUUCCAACGUGGUGUCGUAUGCAGAAUCGGAUACAGAGGAAGGCGAUGUCGAAAUGGAAGACACGCCAUCCAACACAAAUAACCCAACGGCUCGCAGAAAGAGCAAGACGAAGAAGCAAGAAGUCGACGAAGACCAGGAGCUGGAGGAGGACGAUAAAGUCGACGAAACCGAUGCCGAUGAGGGGAAAGACCGAGCCGACGAGGAGCGAGACGACAGCGUUGAAAUGGAUGACGAGGAGACGAGUCCCGACGAUGAAGUCCACGUCCACGAGGAUGAGGAUGCUGCCGCCGUCCGCGACGACGAGGAUGAAGCGGCAGAAAAGGAGGGCACAUCCCCACCACUCAAGGAAAAGAAGAACACCGCUGCGGGAAAGGAGCGGCAAGGCAAGACAACUGCGCCUAAGAAAAGCACGAAGCCCAAGCAACAGACAGAGCGGGUCGUACGGACGACCCGGCAGACGAGGAGUACGAAGACGUGAGUUACGGGAAUGAGCUGAUGGUAUCUCAUCAACGGGUAGAUGUUUUGUUCGUGCAUCCUGCAGCAUUUCCUAUGGGAUGGCAUGUGUGCAUUGAGCAUGGAAGAUGGACUGAGCAUACUACGAUUACAGACGAACCCGGAUGAGUGUAUUAGUGCUAUGAAAAGGUCUACAAGUACAAGUAAUCUAGCAAAUGAUGAUACCAGCGACAGCGGGAUAGGCAGCGAGGUGUCCCAGGUCUGUCAUGAGCA